Pestalotiopsis fici W106-1 is the source of this 1017-nucleotide messenger RNA. RefSeq lists its product as uncharacterized. The record is from RefSeq and is a predicted model, not a curated record. The transcript has 3 exons. Bases 1 to 1017 code for a protein of 338 amino acids. NCBI's taxonomy places the organism in Eukaryota, Fungi, Ascomycota, Sordariomycetes, Amphisphaeriales, Sporocadaceae.
AUGAAGCACUCACUCUUCACGGUUGCCGCAUUUUUCCUCAGCUGCGCCCAUGUGUUUGCAGUACCCCAAGUCCCCGGGCCUCUACAGGAUAUCCUUCUCCAGAAAAAGGCAGACUCUAGCAAAGUCGGCUAUCUAGCAGUCUAUUGGAAGACGGCUGACGAGAGUGUCUACUUUGCCCUCAGCACUAAUGACGACCCGCUGGGCUUUACCGAGCUAAAUGGCGGAAAUCACAUUGUGUCGCCGACGCUCGGUACCGGCGCCGUACGGGAUCUCUCCAUUAUUGCUGGAGAUGGGAUAUGGUACAUUCUGGGCACUGAUUUGAAUAUCGGCGAGACCAACUGGUCCGCUGCUGUGGCCAAUGGAUCGCGCGCCAUUGUGGUUUGGCAGAGCACGGAUUUGGUCAAUUGGACAGAUGAAAGACUGGUCACUGCCGAAGGUCCUACUGCUGGCUGCGUGUGGGCACCCGAUGCAGUCUGGCUGCCUCAGUAUAAUGAGUUCUUUGUCCACUGGGCAUCACCCUUGUAUGAUGAGGACGAUACGUCGCACACGGGGACCGCGACACCUCUCUUGAUUCGCGGCGGCAUCACCACCGACUUUACUACGAUUGAGGACCCUGGAACCUAUAUUGAUUACAGUCCAUCAGACACGCUGGACCUCAGCUUCCUGCAAAUCAACGAGACGGCCUUUGUCCGCAUCCACGCGGGCGGCGGCAUCGACGGCAUCAUUGCCGAGGUCGGCUACGGGGGCAUCUGGGGCGACUGGGAGCGGCCCGCGGGCGUCAUUGCGGCGGAUUACGAGGGGCCGUAUCCCUUUUGGGACAACGAGGUGGACGGCAAGGCCUGGCUGCUGAGCGACCUCGUCGGCGGCGGCGCGGGGCUGCGGGCCUGGGAGUCUGCCGACCCGACGUCGGGCGUGUUCGAUUCCACGGCGUCGGCCCUCACUUACAUGAGGCACGGUUCCGUGUUGGCAGUGACGCAGGAGCAGUACGAUGCCCUAACGAGCGCCUUUGGCGCUUGA